AUGUCGCCCAGAAACCGCGGCCUUUGCGGGUCUGGGCCGCCUGGGGAGACUGGGGUGGGCUCCGCCCCGGCACCGGCGCCCCGUCUCCUCCGACAGCUGAGCCAGGCCUCGUCCGACGGGCUGGCGGCGGAGGGGAGACCGGACGGAGACCACCCCGAGCUCCAGCUCUGCAAAGGGACCGCGCUGCGAGCGGCCGCACCGCCAAGGACAAAGGCCCUGAGGGGGGAAGAGCUGGGGGUCUCCAGGGUCCCCUCCGGGCGGGCCGGGGUGACCUGCCGGAGGCGGAGCGCGGCCCGGGCCGUGAGCCAAGAACCCGCGUGGCCCGGACCCGGACGCGCCCUCUGGCGGCCGUGCGAGGAUCGACCAGGUGGCUCCGCUGCAGGGUCCCGAGCCGAGCUGACCGCGGAAGGUGGCCUCUCUGUCGGCUCUUCCCUUUGCCUGCUCAGACCAAGGCCGCAAGCCUUCCUCCUGUUUUCUUCCAGCGGUUUUCCACAUUUAAGUCUGUCAUCCACUGGAGCCCAUUGUGGUGCAUCACCAGAGGCUGACUGGUCCCUGCCCUGGAAUCCAGACCUGCAGACUCCCCGCGCACCCGGGCUGCCUGCCCACGUGGCUGGAGGAAGUACCGCGGCCACCUCCCCCUUCCGCCUCUGCAAGGCCCUCGCUGGCCCCCACGGGGCGCUCUCCCACCCCGCCCACCGGUUCCCUCCUGCAGAGCAGACGGGCUCCCUCCGUCCAAACCCUUCCCAGGAGCCUCCAGCUUCCUUCCUCUCCCACUCAGGGCCGAGCAGGCUGGGUUCACAUCCGCCGCCUCCUCCCACCGGCUGUGGGGCCACAACAAGCGGCUUCACCUCUCACCUGCGCUGA
Messenger RNA from Marmota flaviventris (yellow-bellied marmot), 864 nucleotides. The record is from RefSeq and is a predicted model, not a curated record. Lineage: Eukaryota; Metazoa; Chordata; Mammalia; Rodentia; Sciuridae.